GCUGGAGUUGGACCAUCGAUAUAACCUUCGAGAGUUUACGGAUGUUUUAUGUUUACGUUAAUUAUACAGUCAUUUAAUUUAUGUUAUCUUUCACGAGAGAAUAUGAAAUUUAAAUAUAAGCAUCUUUAAUCGUUCUUGUCCAGAAUGUUGCUGAGCCAGAUGAUUAGUGCUCCAUUGUUGCACGAGAAAUAUUUAUUCAUAACUGUACGCAACAGGAGAGCAUUAAUAAAGAGAGAGAAGCGUGAUCUAAAAAUCUAAGGUGAUGACAUAAUGAAGACUAACCUGAUAACGUUUCUGAUCAAGAGAACUGUACCACAGCUGCAUUAUUUAUGUCGUUACGGUUCUUCUGCCGCAAGCACAUGCAGCGCCUACGACCUAGUGAUCGUCGGCGGUGGCAUCGUCGGCUGCGCUACCGCCCGCGAGAUGAUCAUGAGACAUCCAAACAUGAAGAUGGCUAUCGUGGAAAAGGAGAACGCCCUAGCCAUGCAUCAAACAGGGCACAACAGCGGAGUGGUACACGCCGGCAUUUAUUACACUCCUGGAAGUAUGAAGGCGAAGCUCUGUGUGGAAGGAUUAAAACUUAGCUAUGAAUACUUUUGUAAAAACAACAUACCCCACAAGAAGGUUGGCAAGUUAAUUGUUGCCCAGAAUCCAACACAAGUCAAAAGGAUAGACGACCUCUUCGAUCGAGGUACAAAGAACAAUGUACCGGAUCUUCAAAUUGUUGAGAAAGACUGCAUAUCUAAAUACGAGCCAAAGUGCAAGGGAGAAAAGGCUCUAUGGUCACCAUGGACAGGCAUAGUAGAUUGGGCAGUUGUAUGUAAAGCUUUCGCCGAAGAUUUUCAGAAAAUGGGAGGUGAGAUUUUCCUCAAUUUCGAAGCAGUUGGAUUUGCAGAAAUGACGGAAUCGAAAGAAAAAAGUCAACUUGCUCCCAUCUCUGUCCAAUCGAAAAAUCGAUGCAUACCAACGAAAUAUGUACUGACGUGUGCUGGUUUGCAUUCGGAUCGUCUGGCGAUAAUGACGGGCUGCGAUCAAAGUCCUAGAAUAGUACCAUUUCGCGGCGAAUAUCUUCUUCUAAAUGAUAACAAGCGGCAUCUCUGCACGACCAACGUGUAUCCGGUACCCGACCCCAGAUUCCCAUUUCUAGGCGUGCACUUUACACCUAGAAUAUCGGGCGAUAUUUGGCUAGGUCCUAACGCUGUCCUCGCAUUCGCUAGAGAAGGCUAUAGCUGGUUCGAUAUAAAUAUAAGAGAUUGCAUAGAAAUGGCAAAAUUUCCUGGUUUAUAUAAACUGUGCUUCCGAUAUUUUCUACCAGGCUGUAAGGAAGUGUUAAAAUCAAUUUUCUAUCCACUGGCAGUGAAGGAUCUACAAAAGUUUAUUCCCGAAGUUUCGUACAAAGAUGUCAAAAGAGGACCAGCGGGAGUGAGAGCGCAGGCGCUAGAUAAAGACGGCAAGUUAGUUGACGACUUCGUUUUCGACGGAGGCAUUGGUGCAAUUGGUAGCAGAGUAUUGCAUUGUCGAAAUGCACCAUCACCUGCUGCAACUAGUUCUAUGGCGAUAGCAAAAUUCAUUGCUGAUAAACUCGAUCGGGAUUUCAAAUUUUGAAAUCGAUGUUGAUAUAUACAUGUGUGUGUGUAAUUGUCUAAAUUAAAAGACAACACAGACAUUUAAAGAAAAAAUAUCCAAAGAAGGUAUAUAUAUUUUUUUUUAAUAUGUACAAUUUGUAUUAUUUGUAAGCAAAACAGUUUUCAUAUAUAUAUAAUAUAUAUGAAACAAUAUAUA
Molecule: messenger RNA, 1782 nt
Organism: Nylanderia fulva
Lineage: Eukaryota; Metazoa; Arthropoda; Insecta; Hymenoptera; Formicidae
Gene: L2HGDH
Product: L-2-hydroxyglutarate dehydrogenase
Molecular function (GO): (S)-2-hydroxyglutarate dehydrogenase activity
Source: RefSeq, a predicted model, not a curated record